This is a messenger RNA of Sinocyclocheilus grahami, 822 nucleotides long. RefSeq names its product GTPase IMAP family member 2-like. Gene Ontology annotation, molecular function: GTP binding. Lineage: Eukaryota; Metazoa; Chordata; Actinopteri; Cypriniformes; Cyprinidae. The annotation marks the transcript as partial. The transcript is spliced from 3 exons. The record is from RefSeq and is a predicted model, not a curated record.
AUGACUCCAUUCCUGAUUGUUUCCACAUCUAUAUUCCCCAUCAUCCUCUCUGCUGAGGUUCCUGAUAAACACUGUGAAGAAUUUGCUGUUUUCAUCGCCAUACAGUGUCGACCCCCCAAAAAACGAGCGUUUAGGACACAAAUAGUUGUAGAUGUCGGGGUAUUUCACGUCGACACGGAUCAUUUCUCAAACAAAAGGAAGAUCAAGAAAGAGAAGGAAAGCGGAGAUCUGAGGAUUGUUUUGUUGGGAAUGACUGGAGUUGGAAAGAGCGCAACCGGAAACACCAUCCUGGGCAGAGAUGCGUUUGAAGUGGAUUUCAAUCCAGAGUCAGUCACUCAACAAUCUGAGGAAAAACAGACAGGAAAAGGUAGAAGAAGCAUAUCAAUAAUCGACACUCCAGGCCUGCAGGAUUCAAAAAGAAAGGACAAUGAAGUUCAGGCUGAAAUAGAGAAGUGUAUGGGCAUGUCCUCUCCUGGUCCUCAUGUGUUCCUGCUGGUCAUCCGACUGGACGAAAAAUACACAGAGGAAAAGAUGAAGACAGUGAAAUGGAUUCAGAAGAACUUUGGAGAAGAAGCUGCUCGUCACACCAUCGUUCUGUUCACUCACGCAGAUGCACUGAGGAAUAGACCACUGAAAGAUCACAUAGAAGACAGUCCAGAUCUACGACAGCUAAUAAUCAGCUGUGGUGGCAGAUAUCAUGCAGUCAACAAUGAGGACAAAAAGAAUAAAGCUCAAGUCAAUGAGCUGCUGUUGAAGAUGGAUCAAAUGGCGCUUAGAAAUGAAGGGAAGCACUACACUAAUGCAAUGUACUGUAAAGCCCAG